Messenger RNA from Culex pipiens pallens (northern house mosquito), 6281 nucleotides. RefSeq lists its product as uncharacterized. The record is from RefSeq and is a predicted model, not a curated record. NCBI's taxonomy places the organism in Eukaryota, Metazoa, Arthropoda, Insecta, Diptera, Culicidae. The transcript has 5 exons. Bases 1747 to 6048 code for a protein of 1433 amino acids. Gene Ontology annotation, biological process: DNA integration; proteolysis. Gene Ontology annotation, molecular function: nucleic acid binding; zinc ion binding; aspartic-type endopeptidase activity.
UUGUCAUAUCCCUCGACAUUUAGGCUUAAUUGUCAGUUUGACGUUUUAGCAAUUGGAGCUCACGAAUACAAACAAAUGUAAUGAAACUAUAAAUAAAGCUACGACCGUGUGUCGAGUCCCUUUUUCCAUUUGGAACAUCAUACGAACAAGAAGACUUUUAUUUCCAAAACCGAUCCGUCUCUGCAGUAGUUAACAAGUUUUAUAACUGGCGACGGGGAAACAAGAACAGCGCGGCUGAUCGGAACAAUUACGUGCGUGGACGGUAAGGUGCGUGAAUUGGUCGUAUAAUCGAGCAGGAGGAAGCGGAAUAUUUGCUGGUUGGAAACCUCGUGCGGCGGCGUAAGCAGCAGCCAUUUUGUUUAACCUGCGGUGACGCCGGGUGUGUGUGUGCAGAUCUCGCUGGUCGGUGGAUUCCGUUUGACGGCAGGUGCUUGUGGCAUUCUGGUUUAGAGUGUGCUGAGUUUUGGGUAUAAGGGAUUGAGAGUGCAGAGUUGUCAGUGUGGGUGUCAUGGUGAGUGGAAUAAAGAUGGAAUGGUUGGCUCCCGUUUUGGUUAUGGAUAAAAAGUAAAUAGGUGUUUUAUUAUAGAACCGAGGAUGUCACAUUGGCGAUCCUGCCAUGACAAUGAUAAAUUGGUUGUUUUAAAAAUAAGUGUAGUGCAUUUGUAAGUAUGGUGGAAUAAAAUUGAAGGUAGCGUCAAAGAAAAAAAACAGAAAGAAAGGAUGAAGGAAAGACGGGAGUCAACGCAUUAGUGUGUUGCGGAGAUUUUUUUUAGGAAGUGUUGCCAGUAGAGCGGUUUGAGUAAGGCUAAACAGAUCAAAUAUUUAAAUUGAAUCGAGAAAUUAAAAGUGCAACAUGGAGUUAAACUUUCUGUCAAGCUGCUGUGAAGUUUUCCAUAACACUUGCGAAAGUUUCACUCCAUGUUACCGGCUCACAUCUCUCUUUUUAAUUUCUCGAUACUGAGCAGGAGGAAGUCCAUUGCCAGUUGCAUGAUUUGCUGAGCAGGUUAAGACCGUUGCCAGCUGUUGUUUUUUUUUUGUAUCACUGAGCAGGAUAAAGUCCAUUGCCAGUUGAAAGUAUUUGUUUUACUGACUGAGUAGGUGAAGACCAAUACCAGUUGCUGAGCAGGAUAAAGUCCAUUACCAGCUGUUGUUUUAUCACUGAGCAGGAUAAAGUCCAUUGCCAGUUGAAAGUAUUUGUUUUACUGACUGAGUAGGUGAAGACCAAUACCAGUUGCUGAGCAGGAUAAAGUCCAUUACCAGCUGUUGUUUUAUCGCUGAGCAGGAUAAAGUCCAUUGCCAGUUAGAAGUAAAUUGCUUGCGACGGUAGAGAAAAUUUUCAACAAUUUGCGGAAAAAAAAAUGGUUGGAUUAUAGUGAUAAACCAGAAAGUUGAAAAUAAAAAUAAAUAAGAGAUACUGGCUGCACUGCUGUUAUACUUGAUCGAGUAAGUCGACAUGACAGUCGAGGCGGCGAGGCAGUUUUUAUUUUCGUUCGUCGAUUGUGUUGUGGCAAAGUUUGCAGCCUUCUUCCGGUUCGGAAACGAGACAAAAAAUUUGUCAUUUGUCAGAGAGUGAGGGAAAAGGCUGUGUUCGGGCCAUUCAUCGUUGAGGCAUCACAAAAAUAAAAGCAUUCAGUUGCUACCCGCGUGCUUGAAAAGUCCAGUGAAGCAUUUUUGUUGAUUCUUUUUUUUCAAAACGGUUUUUGUUGUUUUUGCGUGAUUCGGUUGAGAUUCGCGAAAUUCAAGGACAUGAGUGGCAAGUGGAUCGAGACCGAUCUGUCGUCUGACGAAUCUGACGUCGAGGUUUUGCGGCCUGCCUCGGGAGCGCAGGAAGUCGGAGACCCACCCGUUCGAUCCCGGGAGGCCGAGUGGCUAUCGGGCUCGUGGCCUUUAAAGCCAUUCGAUGGCUCGCUGCUGCCGAACAACAGGAAAGCGGAGUGGGUCCGGUUCAGGGAUCAAUUCCUUCGGAUUGUUUCGUGCAAGGCGCCGGUCGAGGCGUCCACGCGGCUAACCGGCAUGAAGAUUUUCGCCGGCGAAUUUCUACUUGGGAUCAUCGAAAUGCAGCAAAAGUUGAUCGGCCCAGACUCGUAUGACGUAUUCUGGGAAACGGUGGAUGCACUCAAUAGGUACUUCAACCAGAUUUGCGACCCUGCGAAGGAACGUAUGAAGUUCAGAGAGAUGAAGAUGAGCGAGAAUGAACCGUUCGACGAUUGGAUUCUCCGGCUGGAGUUUCAAGCCAAGUAUUGUGACUUCGAGGGUAAACAGAGAGAAGAGGAGUUUUUGCAAGCAUUAUUGCGACGAUCUAUCCCGGUGAUUUCGAGCAAGCUGUACGAGUCUUCGGGCAUGCUGGGUAACGAUCUGCAAAAGAUCAUCAGUCACGGCAAGCAUUUGGACGAGAUAAGACGGGAGGCGGCUGAGGCUGCCAAGCAGCAACAGAAUGAAAAACUAGGCCAAGGUUCGGGUCUACACCAAGAGGAGGAGAGGUUCAAAGUGGUCAACGCGGUUCGUGUGGGUAAACCGAAGGCGGAACGUGCUCGUCAUGAUUCGGGUCGCCAAGUCAGGAACUACUCGGGCGGCCAGGGAAGGUACCGCGACUGGCCGAUGCGGCGAGAAGCCUGGGAGAAAAUGUCCGUGGCUAGCUGCUCCAGGUGCGGCCGAAUGCACGGUCCAAACGAUUGCGCGGCUUUCCGGGUGAAGUGCUGGAACUGCGGCUUUUGGGGCCAUUUUGCCGAGUUCUGCAAAAAUCCGAAGCAAGAGCAGAAAGGACCACGCGACCGCCGUUCCUAUCCGGAGUCGGUUAAGGAAGAGGCUCAGCGGAUUAACCAGUUGCUCGCUAAAGGUCAUGAGGCUCCACCAGUUUCGAAUGAUCCACGUUUCGUGUACUGUACGAUCGGGACGGAGAGGGUGCGUUUUCUAGUGGAUACCGGAGCCACUGUGAACACUGUCACGGUGGGCGUUUGGAAUGCGCUAAAGACUUGUUGUAGAUCUGUCCUACAUGAGGUGGAGGUCCAUCCGCAGGAGGUGUUGAGAGCUUAUGCAAAUCAGAGUCCUCUAGAAGUCGAGUGCUCGUUCAGAGCGUACACGGGCGUGGCGGGUCACAGUCAACCCUUCAAGUUAACUAAGUUCUUCGUUGUCCGGGGCACGGAGUUGUCUUUGCUCGGUUUUGGCACUUCCCAAGAGCUGGGAUUGAUACGGUUGGGACCUCUGAGCGAAGGAGAGACGCAGUCUACUGGGGUGCAAAAUGAAGGUGUAUACAGCGUGAAUGCGGAUGUCUCGGAGUUCCCGAAGGUUAAGCUGGCCCCUGUCAAAUUCAAGGUGGACGAAUCUGUAACGCCGAGGCAGAUUAUUCGCUAUAACAUUCCGAAGGCGUUCGAAAACGCCACCAACGAAAGGCUUCGAGCAAUGGAGAUCAGAAAUAUUAUAGAGAGAGCAGACAAGGAGGAUGACGUCAUCACGCAUGUGUCACCGUUGGUUUUGGUGCCGAAGGGUACGAAUGAUUUCCGGAUUGUGGUCGAUUACAGAGCUGUAAACAAAGCGAUCAUUAGAGAGCCGUACCCCAUGCCAUCGCUGGAGAAGAUUUGGGCAGAGAUUCCAAACGGUACGAUGUACUUUUCCAAAUUGGACCUUCGUGAUGCUUAUUUUCACAUUGAGCUGGACGAGUGUGUGCGUCAUUUCACCACGUUCAUGACGGCAAACGGUCUGAUGCGUUUCACGAGGUUACCUUUUGGACUCGCCAAUGCCCCGGAGCUGUUCCAGCGCUCGAUGGAGAAGCUGAUGAGCAAGUGCAAGAACAUAAUUGUGUACCUCGACGAUAUUCUGGUGUAUGGAAGGACGCUGGAGGAGCUGCGGGCGAACGUGGCCGUGGUCAAAGAAACUCUAGAAGGAAACAAUCUCACUAUAAACGAGGACAAAUCCGUGUACGAUCAGCAAUCAGUUGAGUUUUUGGGAUUCACCAUUGAUGGUAGUGGAAUUCUACCUACGGACAAGAAAAUUUCGGACAUUAGGCUGUUUCAACGUCCCAGGAAUACCUCGGAGUUGCGGAGUUUCUUGGGGAUGAUGACUUUUAUAAGUCCAUUUAUCCCUAAUUUCGCUCAUAAAACGAAGCCGCUUCGGGAGCUUCUGUCUACGGAAGCGAAGUUUGAGUGGAGUGAGGAGCGGCAAGCAGCAUUUGAGGCACUGAAGGAUGCUGCAGAGAACGAUUUGGUUAAACGUGGAUUUUUCAAUGAGAACGAUCCAACUGUGCUGUACACCGAUGCAUCACCCUGGGGAAUAGCUGGAGUGCUGACACAACAGGCGAGCGACGGGGAGGAGCGGCGGAUUAUUGCUUGCGCGUCGAAAAGUCUAACGGUUGCUGAGUGUCGUUAUCCGCAGUUACACCGUGAAGCGCUGGCGAUAAUCUGGGCAAUGGAAAGGUUUGCGUAUUAUCUUCUAGGAAGGUGGUUUACGUUGAGGUGCGACAGCGAAGCAUUGAUGUUUAUGACGAAGGUUAAGGGCAAGGACGUCGGGAAGCGGAUUUUGUCGAGAGCUGAAGGUUGGUUGCUGCGAAUGGAUCACUUCCAUUUCGAAUUUGAACACGUGUCGGGCACAAACAACAUUGCUGACGCGGCUUCCCGGAUAUGCGCUAGGCGCGACGAACCUCAGUUUGGUUUAAACAGAGAACCGCACGAGUUGUGCUUGGUCACAGCAGACCCAGGGGCUAUCAAUGAACAUUUGCUGGCGAUGACGUCAUCGGAAGUGAAGGAGGAGUUAUUGAAGGACAGCGAGCUACUUACAUUGAUCGAUUGGUUGGAAAAGGACGAAAAAUGGCCAGCGGAGAUCAUAAAAUAUCAAGCUUUCCAUCGUGAUUUGUUCAUGCAAAAUGGACUGCUAAUGAAGCAGGAGAAGAUCGUGCUGCCUAUUGUGUUGCGGUCUCGCGCGAUACGUGUGGCCCACCUAGGCCACCCGGGUAUGUCAACGAUGAAAAAUUUUUUGAGACAGGGGCUGUGGUGGCUGGGUAUGGACCGGGAGAUAGAAGAUUUUGUUCGCAGUUGUCCGGAGUGUCAAUUGGUUACCAAAACAAACAAUACGCUGCCGAUUACGUUGACCGAUCUUCCUGCUAAUCCGUGGGAUUACGUGUCGAUGGAUUUCUCAUCGGCGUCCGACAUCAACAGCUGGAAAGCGCUGGUCCUCACGGAUAACUACUCGCGAUUUUUGGUAGCGUUACCAAUGGAAAGGACUGAUGCAGAGGCUGUUAAAAGGGCGCUCAAGAAAAUUUUUAACACUUACUACAUUCCCAAGACCCUGAAGGCGGACAACGGACCACCAUUUAGCAGUGUUGAAUUGAAAACAUGGCUGCAAAGGGUGUGGGGUGUGAAACUGAUUCACAGUACGCCGCUGAACCCGACUGAGAAUGGUUUAGUUGAACGGAGUAUGCAGGGUAUAAAUAAAAUCUCAGCGAUUGCAAAGCUAGGUAAGAAGUGUUGGAAGGAAGCGUUAGCAGAAUAUGUGUCAGCUUACAACACGUGGCCGCACCAGGUGACAAAAGUCCCACCGGCCGAGUUAAUGUUCGGUCGAGUGGUGAGAGGCCUUCUUCCAGACGUGAGAACUGAGCGCUGCCAGCUGAUCGAUGAUGAGCUGCGGGACCGAGACCGGACGUCGAAAUUCGACCGGAAUUCCAGAGAGGAUAUCAAACGUAAAGCGUCUGGUUUAGAUUUAGCGAUCGGUGACACAGUUUUGGUUGCUCAAACAAAGCGGGACAAGGCGGAUACCCAGUAUAGAAAUGCGUUGCACAAAGUGGUGGCGAUAACCGGAGCUGGUCGAGUAACGGUCACUGAUUUGACUACAGGAAAGACUUACGAUCGCAACGCUAAAUGCUUGAAGAAGUUCAUCAGGCGGCAAAGUACUGAGCUGGAGGGGGAAGAAGAACCGGAGAAAGAGGAGGAAAUCGGCAGUCGCAGCGUAGGCGUUGCCAUUCCGGCGGCAUCAGACGGAAAGGAUUCGGAUGAGGAGCAACCUGUGUCGAAGCGCCGUAACGUCAGGGAGACUAAACGCCCAAGUAGAUAUUUAGACUAAGUUGAGAGGAGUUUUUAUCUCUGAAAGAGAUCGUGUGGUUAUACCGUUGAAUAUAAAAAAAGGAACAUGCUAGUUUGUUUUAGUCAAAGGGGAAGAUGUGGCAUUCUGGUUUAGAGUGUGCUGAGUUUUGGGUAUAAGGGAUUGAGAGUGCAGAGUUGUCAGUGUGGGUGUCAUGGUGAGUGGAAUAAAGAUGGAAUGGUUGGCUCCCGUUUUGGUUAUGGAUAAAAAGUAAA